GUGCUCACUUCCUCCUAUAGUCCCCGUGCCACUGUUUUUAGGGACAGUUUCAUUCAGACUACUAUAAACAGUUUCCUGGACGCUCUUUUGGAUGAUGCACGUUAUUGGAAGCUGAAGGCAGAACAACAAUGCAGAACAUCAAGUGUGUCGUGGUGGGAGACGGUGCCGUUGGGAAAACCUGCCUCCUGAUUUCCUUCACCACCAACGCCUUUCCCAAAGAAUACAUUCCCACUGUAUUUGACAACUACAGCGCACAGCUGGCGGUAGAAUCUAAAGUCGUCAGCCUGAACCUCUGGGACACCGCGGGACAGGAGGAAUACGACCGUCUCCGGACCCUCUCUUACCCACAGACCAACGUCUUCAUCAUCUGCUUCUGCGUCACCAGCCCCUCGUCCUACGAGAACGUCAAGCUAAAGUGGUACCCCGAGGUGUCAGAACACUGUCCCCAGGUGCCCAUCCUGCUGGUGGGGACUAAAAAAGAUCUGAGAGAUGAUGAAGAGGUGCUGAAGAAGCUGAAAGAGAAGAACCUGUCCGUGGUGUCCCAGCAGCAGGGGGCGGCGCUGGCCCGACAAAUCCAGGCCAGUAAAUACAUGGAGUGCUCAGCGCUCAACCAGGACGGGGUGAAGGAGGUGUUUACAGAAGCGGUUCGCACCUUCCUCCACCCCAAGCCAAAGGCCUCCAAGAAAUCAUGCACGCUGUUAUGAAUCUGAUGGGACCUUAACAUAUGUAUAUUGUUAUAUGGGCUAUUUGCUUUAUCACAUGUAAAAUGAUAAUCACAAAUAAAAAAUACAUAUAUAUAAAAAAAUCUUUUAAAAAAAGUAAAAUACAGUACAAAACAAGAAUAUUAAUUCACAAAUGAAUAUUGAAGAAUGUUAAUAUAUAUAAACAAGUUUCAAAUAAAACUAUAAAACAAUACUAUGCAAAAUAAUUAGAUUAAUAAGUAUGUUUUUGGACACAUUAUGGGUGCAAGUGCAAGCAUUUUUUUCUUAAUUAUUGUUUUUAUUUUCAUGUUAUUUUUUAUUGCAGAUGUUUGAUAUUUUGUUAGGCCUAUAUUAUGAACUUACAUUUUGUAAGUGAGACUUACAUGUCGAAAUAUGUUUUAAGGGUUCACUGUUAUAAAAGAAAUAAAACAUUGUAGAUAUGGUGAAUAAUGCAUGAUCAUAUAUUAAAAUAAAAAUAAAAACGAAUUAUUUUUAAAGGAA
This is a messenger RNA of Pimephales promelas (fathead minnow), 1202 nucleotides long. RefSeq names its product ras homolog family member Ga (gene rhoga). Gene Ontology annotation, molecular function: GTP binding; GTPase activity. Lineage: Eukaryota; Metazoa; Chordata; Actinopteri; Cypriniformes; Leuciscidae. Gene Ontology annotation, biological process: small GTPase-mediated signal transduction. The record is from RefSeq and is a predicted model, not a curated record.